GAUUUGAGUUCUUAUUUUGUCAUUGUAUUCCGGUCGCGUGGAGCACAUCACAAAAAAUAUGCAGGUACCCAUCGAAUGUCCCACGUAGAUCAAUUGCUCCUUGUUUGUUUGUUCUAGUAUGUAAUCAAUCGUAGCAGGCACGUCAUAAUAGCCAAUCUCGUGAAAACUGCAUAGGUUUUAAUGAACAUACACAAAUUGAAAGCUCUUAGCUUAGCUUAUGUAUUUAAUGACAUGUGUCCAUUACUUGGCAAUAAUUGUUUAGUUCGAUUACCAUACUAUUUUGGUUAUUACUUAACGUGUAGCAGAACAUUAUUUGUACGGUCUAUAAAUAAUCCGAAUCAUUUUAAUAAAAAUAAAAUUGAUCCUAUUUUACAUCAUACAAAGUAUUUAGUAUUAGACUUUGAAGCCACUUGUGACAAUGGACCAAAUUUUUUAAAACCUCAGGAAAUUAUAGAGUUUCCAUGUAUUGCUAUAAAAUAUUCAGGUGAACAUUUUGAAAGACUUUCAUAUUUUCACAAGUAUGUUAAGCCAGUUGUUCACAAAGAACUAACUGAAUUCUGUACACAGCUUACAGGAAUUAACCAAAGUAUAAUCAAUGAUAGUGAACAUUUCGACAAAGUGUUAAAUCAAUUUUGCCAAUGGUAUGAACAUCAAUCAAAUUAUGGCCAAGAAAAUUGUAUUAUAGUGACUUCUGGUAAUUGGGAUUUAGGUCGUAUCUUAAUUGAACAAUGUGAAUUAUCUGCCAUUCAAAUUCCAAGUUUUAUGCGUACAUGGAUAAAUAUAAAAAAAUUAUUUGCACAGACUAUUGGUAAAUAUCCAUAUGGUGUACGAAAUAUGAUGACUACAUUAAAUUUAAAACAUAUUGGCUCACUACAUAGUGGAAUUGAUGACUGUGAAAAUAUAAUUACCAUCAUGAAUAGUUUGGCAGAACAAGGUUGUGUUUUUAAAGCGACUAAUAAAUUAAGUUAACUGUAAUAUUUAUAACUUUUUGAAAGAUUCAACCAGAUUUGGCUUUUUAAAUUCAUUGCUGAAAAUUAAAUUACAGUUCAGAUAUAAAUAAAAUUUAGAAAUUAUAACAUAAAAUCAAAAAUAUCUUCUGAUUGAACAAUUUUUGUAUGUAAAAUAUGUAUUUACUAGUUUACUGUAUUUAAGUAAGACAAUUUUUGUAAUUAUUUUAAGUACUUAUAAAUUAAACUGUGUCGCAAGGCAAUUCACGGGGUGAGCAGUCCGCUUGUUUUUUAAAAAUAAAGUGGUUUAUAUAUACGUUA
This is a messenger RNA of Adelges cooleyi (spruce gall adelgid), 1268 nucleotides long. RefSeq names its product ERI1 exoribonuclease 3-like. The transcript has 6 exons. Lineage: Eukaryota; Metazoa; Arthropoda; Insecta; Hemiptera; Adelgidae. The record is from RefSeq and is a predicted model, not a curated record. Gene Ontology annotation, biological process: exonucleolytic trimming to generate mature 3'-end of 5.8S rRNA from tricistronic rRNA transcript (SSU-rRNA, 5.8S rRNA, LSU-rRNA). Bases 181 to 969 code for a protein of 262 amino acids. Gene Ontology annotation, molecular function: 3'-5'-RNA exonuclease activity; nucleic acid binding.